GGGUGGAGCUGGUCAAGGUUCAAAGUUCUCAACUACCAAACAAAGACCUUACGCCCCUUAGCCGAGUCACGCGGUGGUUGGUUUAGAGCGGCCUCUGUGCUGCUAGGAGGAGAUCGUGAAGGCGAGGUUCAGUAGAGAGCCAGAGAGCACGGGAGGAGAACUGAAGAAUGGCUCGCUACAACGUCCGCGACUGCUGGAUGGUGGAGGAGCUGAGAAAGGAGAGAGAGGCCAGCCAGCUCGACAUCGAGGAGAUCACCAAUUUCAUCAGCGGGAACGAGGUUCUCACCGCCCGCCGCAGGGAAAUCUAUGAGAGGGUUCUGAGUGAUCCGGAAUUUGCCCGAGACGACAGGUAUUUCCACAGCAGAGAGGAGGCUUUUGACGAGGCAGCUCGUAAGGCAGUCCACAAGAUCAAGCUGCUGAAGGAGAUGGACAUCGCCUCGCAGGUUGACAAGUACUACUUCAGAGGAGCUGUAGAUGAAGAGCUCCCAACACAACUGAACGAGACUAUGUUUAUCCCUACCAUUGAGUCUCAGGGUACGGAGGAACAGAAGAAGAAAUGGCUGGAGCCAGCCAGAGAAUACAGAAUCAUGGGGGCCUAUGCCCAGACUGAGCUAGGCCACGGUACGUAUCUCCGUGGGUUGGAAACCACGGCAACCUACCGCCCUGAGACGGAGGAAUUUGUGAUUCAUUCUCCGACUCAGACCUCCAUCAAAUGGUGGCCUGGUGGACUUGGACAUUCAAGUACGCAUGCAGUGGUGCCAGCUCGUCUCGUAACACUCGGAAAAGACCACGGAAUGCAUCUCUUUAUUGUGCAGCUCCGUAGCCUCGAAGACCACACCCCCUUACCAGGUAUAAAUGUAGGGGAUAUUGGACCAAAAUUUGGAUAUUUUGGGAUGGACAACGGGUAUUUGCAGCUGGAUAAUGUACGGAUCCCUCGCGACCACAUGCUCAUGAAAUACGCCCAGGUAGCUCCUGACGGGACGUAUUCAAAGCCUCCAACUGAUAAAAUCACCUACGGUACAAUGGUUCAGGUGCGGACAGGCUUGGUUCUGUUCACGGCUCAUGCUCUAGCAAGGGCCCUAGUAAUCGGCGUGAGAUACAGUGUAGUCAGAAGACAAGGAGAAAUCGAACCUGGAGCCGGGGAGGUACAGGUAAUGGACUAUCAGACACAGCAGUUUAAGCUCCUCCCACUCCUGGCGUCGGCAUAUGCUCUGUCAUCCACUGGGGUUGCCAUGAUGAUGAUGUUUAUCCAGGGGAGUAAUCUCUCUGUAAUCUGUCAGUAAUCUCUCGUGAUAAUUAUGAUGUUUGUCCAGGUCAGGGGUCAGAUCGAGGAAGGAAACCUUGAUUUACUGCCUGAACUCCAUGCUACCAGUGCAGGUCUCAAAGCCAUUUCUGCCGAAAUCUCCAACAACGGAAUUGAGGUGUGUCGGAUGGCAUGUGGUGGUCAUGGUUACUCGCAGGCCAGCGGUUUACCUCAUCUCUAUGUCAACUAUGUUCCAGCCAAUACCUAUGAGGGAGAAAAUACUGUUCUAUUCCUUCAGACUGCAAGAUACCUGAACAAGCUGUACUCCAGUGGUCAACCAAUGUCAGCACUCCCUACCAACGUCUGUUACCUAGCAACAGACUACCCAGGCCACGCCUCCUGCGGGGUGCGAUCGGUGAACCGACUAUCAGACCCUCACCUUCAGUUGGAGGCGUUCCGUCAGCGAGCCCGGAGGAUGGUGGGCGUGGCUAGCUCCGCCUACCAACGGGCUCUGGGGCGUGGCCUCACACAGCCUCAGGCGUGGAACUCCACCACCGUGGAUUGGACUGUGGCCGCUAAGGUUUUUACCUUUUCAGUAAUUUAUUUCAUUACUAAAAACCAAAAAUUUGUGUGGUUUUAUAUUUUCACACACCUAACCUAUAAUUAUAAUUAUUCUCUAUUGUUUUAGGCUCACUGUUACUACUGUUGUCCUGAAGUCGUUCAAUGAUGCAAUCGAGGCAAAGGGGCUGUCCCCAGCCAACGAUGUCAUAAUGAGAAAACUGUGUUCGCUGUAUGCCAUGUACUGGAUGGUGCAGAGCAGUGGAGAGUUUAUGACUGAUGGCUAUAUGACUCCCUACCAUAUCUCGCUGGCCCGCUCUCUCCUCUACUCCCUGUUAGCGGAGGUCAGGAAAGAGGCAGUUCCAUUAGUCGACGCCUUUGACGUCCCAGACGAGAUACUAAACUCCGCCCUCGGUCGCUAUGACGGCGAUGUGUACACUCACCUCUACCAGUGGGCCCAGAGAGCUCCUCGCAACAAGAAGAAGGUCCAUGAUGUGUACCACAAGUACUUCAAGAAACUGCUCAAGCCUAAAUUAUGAACUGUACUAUUGGUGCAGUGCCGAGUGCAGUGCUUUACAACCGGGAAAUCCCCCUUUGAAUUUAAUAAGGCAAGAUAUGGGGGCACGCGGCGCUGUAUCACCAGCAACAACGCGAGAAUUGACGGUAUAUCACGCUAGGCGGCGCCGCGUAGGUGUAUUUAAUAUUUAUAGGCCGGGCCGCCGCCGGCGAGCGACUAUAAAAGCUGAGCUGUGCGCGCACAGCUCAUACCUACAGCGUGCGCUCGACGGGACCCGAAAGUCAAAAAAUUAGCAAGCCACUGCGAUUGCUACACCGUGCCGUAAGACAUCUGAACCUUCCAUCGGUGCUGCAGCGAGCGCUGUGCACGCUGGAGCUGUUGCUGGCGCAGAUGUCGAGACGACGGGGGCAAGAACUGCACACGGAGACAAUAGCUGGAGGCGCCCCGUCCGUCAUGGUAGUCGUAAGGCAGAGCGAGCCGCUGAGGCUUGAAGCUUGCAGUAACCGCAGUGUCUGCAACGCGGGAGGUGCGGAUAGGCUCGGAGACGGCGAGAACUGGGAAGGACAGGACUUUUUGCAGAACCCCGAGCUGAUGAGCUGCAGUAGCGAGGAAUGUGAAGAAGACAGUGGAUGGCUGGUGGUUCCAGCUAGAGAAGAGAGUGGAGCUCUGUCAAGCCAACUGGUUACUGGAUUUCACUUCACCUCUUCUCUGCCGGACUGAACUUUACUCACAGAGACUUUGUGUCGUUUGCCUUUGCUUUGACUUUGUUGUUCUGACACAUGCAUGCAUGCAGUUGAUUUGUUUUCCUUCACCUUGCUACCUAACUUCGUUGGUUGACACAUGAACAAAAUAUUGUAUCACAUUAUAAAUUUUACAUUUAGCUAUGAUGUCUGUGUGUGAUUAUGUUCAUACAUCCCAUGUUGUUACAUAAAACACUGCGCAGAAUACAUGUAAGCAGUUAAAGAUCACACUCUAUGGACUUGCUUGUAUAUACUCUCACAAAAAUGGAUCUUUCAACUGAAUCGAGGAAAUUAGGUAUUAUAUUAGUCUCUCCUGUCAUUAAUGGUCAUUUCCUGGAGCAUUUCCUCCAAACCUACUCUUGGAACAUCUUCACUGACAUCACUGUCCCCCACUGCCACUGUCUGAUGUCCUGGAUCUUAAUAAAAAUGAGUUGCUGAAUACUCAGUCUUAUGAAAGUCAAGC
Geodia barretti is the source of this 3521-nucleotide messenger RNA. NCBI's taxonomy places the organism in Eukaryota, Metazoa, Porifera, Demospongiae, Tetractinellida, Geodiidae. The record is from the annotation of a GenBank genome assembly.